AUGGUUCCCGCCCCGAGUUGUCCCUAUACAUGGGACUACUGGACUUCCACACCAUCAGAUUAUGUAGAACUAACAUGCCUGAUGCCAAAUUCGAUUUAUUUACCUGUGACAGUAAGUUGGGAUGCAACUCUUCAAGAUGUCAAGGAGGAGUUAUGGGAUCUUGCAGGGAAGAUGCCCCUGUUUGGAAUGCUGCGAGAGAUGUCUGGCUAUGUAUUUCAAUUCAUCAACUCACUGGCAGUUCCGGAGGAGGUUGAUGAUGAGAAUAAACGUGUCCGAGAUAUAAGACCAGUAUUUGGAGUGCUGAUGAUCAUAGAAAGAUCUAUAGAUAAGCCCGGUGAAACAUUACUCAAUACACAAAUCAGUCGCCUAAUUGGAAAAGGUUUAAAUGAUUUUGAUAGCUUAAGGAGUUCGGAAAUAAAUGACUUUCGAAUGAGAAUGAGAUGUCUAGCUGAAGAAAGUCUGAUAAAACGUGCUCAAAGUACUCCCUUAGAACGUUUAAAAUAUCACUGCCCACCGAGACUGGCUGACAGCUCGUCUGUACCUAUUACACUGAAUAGUCAUUUAAAUAAUAAUUGUUUCAUACUUGUCACUAAAGUUGCCAAUACAGAGGUGAGUUAA
Messenger RNA from Leptosia nina, 618 nucleotides. The record is from the annotation of a GenBank genome assembly. NCBI's taxonomy places the organism in Eukaryota, Metazoa, Arthropoda, Insecta, Lepidoptera, Pieridae.